UACCCAAACUUUUGCUUAAACAGUAUCAAAUUAGACGAGGAAUCAUAAUACCAACGUUGUUAACACCAUUUCAUUGCAGAAACGAAGGAUUCAUCAUCUCACCGAUUGCUUCCUAUUAACAAAUAACACUGUUGACGCACUGCGACUUUAUUUAAGCUAAUGUAUUAUUGUACUAUGUCACAGCAAUUACCAAACAUUCUCAUUGGCCUUCGCUAUUAUCGGUCUCCUAAAAUUACAAGGUUGAUAAAAAUGAUACAACAACCAAGUGCCACUUAAUUUACGAAUGAAAUUUCCGUGUUCCCUCGUCCAAACAAACAGCAGCUACUCGAUGAUGGUAAUAAAUCGUUCGUAAUGGGUUGUUCAUAUGUUCCGAUAUCGCUGUAAGCGUAGGCUUCUAAAGCCCACCUUUGUCCGUUUAGCACGUGAUCUGAGAAUCCGAGCUGAUAAAACUGGGGUUUGGUUGCUCGGCGGGCCUGGUUAGUCGGCUCGUUAUUGUUUUCCCAUCAUGUGUAAUCACCGCUAUUUGCCAAUCACAGAAUGCUUUCAAGCGUUUUUUUUCUGCCACUGGCGCGAGCAGAUAUCGUAAAUUACCGGGCAUAAUAGGUUGUAGGUGGAGAACUGUCACGGGUGCGCUUGCGUUACUCACUCAGAAGGUGUCGGGCCGGGAUAUGUCUUUGAGAGAUUAAAUUCUCUUGCCUUGCUCAUUGAAUCGGGUUCGGCAGCGAGUCGUGAACCCGAAAAUUGUCGUGUUUGUGUUUGAACACACCGGUACGUCCACCGGGGAUGAUCGAAGGGGGUGCAUGGGGUUCAUAGUACGGUAAACUUUUUAGAAUGUUCGUCAGGGUUAAACCAUAAAAUAGGUUUAAGCUUAGCUUAGACUAACUGCACGUAUCUGUGGUUGCUACUUCAUGAUUGAUCCGAAUCAAUGAUAGUUGCACAAUGCGUCAACUGAAUGGCUGACUGGGAGUGGUACAGCAGUUGCAUUUUCUUCCAUUCCGGUUCUUUAAAGUGGUGUUACUACUCCCGAAAAAGGUGGAUCUGCUGCUUCCGUUUGCGUUUGUAACGUUCCACGUUCUGCCGGGUCCCAUGCUGCAGCGUGGCCGCCUGCGCUGCGUUCUUCUCUUCUGAAGUACACAACUCGUUGAACCAAUAGUUCCUUCUCAAAGGCCAAAAUUUAAUGGUGCUAUCGACUGCGUCGUUGAUGGCUGAUUUAACUGUACCUGUGAAGUUCUCAAGAGGGGCCUCAUGGAGCUCGCCCUCGUCCGGAACCGUUGCCUCGAAAUUCUGCGUGUAUGCUGAGACGACAUCCGGUUGUUUCAGUCGCCCUAGGUUGUACCAAGACAACCGUCGGUACCGUACAUUGCUGAUUAUGGAGAGUUCUGGGGUAGUUUGACCACCGUUUGAACAUCAUCAAGUAGUGGUCAGAGCCAGUGAAGAGAAUUGUCAGACAAAAGAGGCACAAAACAAGCAACAAAGAAGGUGCGACGAUUAGUCUUUAUCCCUACUGGUGGCAGAUAAUGACAUGAUCUCGAAAUAUUUUGUUGCAGACAAAACGGAAGCUGAAUUUGUUGCGUACUUUUCAACUCGUGAAUAAUCAAUUAUUACUAACCCAAAGUCGAAACUGUUUGAUGAUAGAGCUUCACCAGAGUUGCAGUGUUUACCGACUCGAAGUUACCGUUCGAAAAUCGCAAUGCAAGGCUUAAACAUCUAUAAACUUGUGGUGUACGAUGUUAAUCCCAUUAUUUUCAAGUUGGGACAAACUUAUGUCGCAUGGGUUGUUUUGUCGCAACAAAUACAGGUUGCGACAUUGUCAUUAUUGUUGCGUGAUGGUUGAAUUUUGAUUCACUGGUCAGAGCUGUUGUUAAGGACAGACUUGUUAGAAUCCCAAAAUGGCCGCCACAAUGGCCGACUUUGGUACCUACUCACGAUUUUGAAGGCACAAAUCUCUUCGUAAACAAAACGAGCGCACCUGAUCUUCAUAUUUUAAGCUUAUUACGAGUGAGUAAGAACAGAAUAAUGAAAUGCACUGUUGUGUGAACCGUGCUUCUUGAGAUUUGUGCGUUUGAAGUUCUGAUGCACUGUUGAAGCGGGAGUUCAAGAUGUUUGUCCUUAACGCCAUGAUACGAGAAGUGUCGACAGAAGAGAUUCUGCACGACGAUUAUGCUGAAGUUGAAGCAUCGGCUCUAGAUCCUCAACAUUGCACAUUAUUUCGUCGAUCGUUGCCAUUUGAUCUUGUUCGUAUGCUUGCUCGCAGGGCCUGACACCAACCCCCUGACUUUCCAGAGGACUAUGGUGCACAGUUCAGCUUGGAGUCAUUCACUGGCACUAUCACGUUGAUUAGACAGACGCUUUUGUGAGCAGUUCCUGUUGUGAACAGACGCUCACGCUUGCAGAGGCUCUUCCCUGUUAAUUUACGACCAAACUUGCUACCGGGGCUGAGUAUCCGAUCUUCUCUAAGGUUGAUCGCAGCCCGGCCGAUUCUACGAGGAGGUAAUUGUAAUUUUUAUAGACAAACAAGUCGGCCUCUAUUAUCCGGAGUCGUGUUCUGAAGCUUCCCAAACAAAUAGGCUGGCGAAUUUUAUGUUAUUUUCGACAAAACGUCUAAACUUCAACUUUAUACAACAAUCGUUCGCCAGAACUUUGUUUGAGAAGCAUCGGAACGUGACUUCGGAUAGUCGAGUCUGGUUUUUAUGACUAAAUGUCUCGGAAAUUGUUAACUGUACUUUGUAAAAGAAAGGAUACGCUUUUAAUUGUUAGGUGGCAAACCUCCUACGCACGCCCGCGGUCGCGUUGCGCGCAUAAGUGACUUUAAUUCGCCAGCGUGUGCAAUCUUCUACUACAACCAACAGCUAAGAAAGAGUAGGUAAUCGCAACAAACGGUAGCGACGACAGUAGCACUAGAACGGGCGAGCAAUUCCCGAGUCAUUCGUAUUCGGGAUAGAAGAGGCGCUGGUCGAAAUACUAAAAACGCGCGAGCAAGGUUGUUUGUACUUAUCCCACACAGCUUUUGGGGAGACGUAUUUUUCUUGCGGAAAAUGUGUGAUUGCCGAAUUCAGAAGAUGAUUUGUUAAAAGCGAUUAGUGCUGGUAGUGACAGGAAAUAACCAAAGAUUUACCAAAGAAGGUUGUUCAAUAAGUUCACAGUUUAGUUUAUAUAGUUUGAGAAACAAAUCAUCAGAGUGAGUGAAAGUGAUUCAAUAUGCAGAUAAAAUCAUAUCAGAAACAAUGUGUUAAGCAAUAAAAAGGUGAUUGUACGGCCACACCAUGUUCAUAUAGAAUACCCAACGUGAAGUUACAAUAAGCAAUUAGUAAGUUUUAUUGGUUGUGAAUCGUGAAGAUAAACUUGGGAUACCUACACCUACACACCUUUGGAAGCGGAGACAUCAUUCAACAAGUAUGACUUAGAGUGUGAGCAAACGAGCAAACUACAACAGCAAGCGGAAACGGUGCAGUGAAACGAUCAACGAUCAACUAUAAAUAUAAUGGCAUUAUUUAAUAAGCUGUUUUCGACCAACAAGAAGCGCAACGCAAGUCAAUCAUCGCAAAAAACUAGCCCGGGCCAAUUUCCCUUCGCUGCCGACCAGGUUCGUGUGGUUCUCUUUCGCGAAUGUGACAUCCGGGGACGCAAACUGCUGUUCGACUCGAGUGCCGUUGAGAAAAUUUCCGAAGGACCAUUGUCAUCCACGGGCGCCACCACAACAUCCGGGUCAACGAACCACAAGACCGUGCCGCAAACCCAAAAAUGCGAUCACUGUAAAGUGCUGUAUCAGCAUAGUUCCAAUCCAAAGAAUGACAUCAAAUCCCUGGCGGAGAUGAUAUUCGGCUCGGCACCGAUUGCUUUCCAGGGCAGCAGUUUGAAGGUUCACUGGUUGAAAAUUCCUGCUUCGGCCAUGGUGUGCUCUCAUGUGUUUCCGGCACCACAGCCGAAAAAUGCCAGCGGAACUAGCAGUAAAAAAAUCUCCGUAUCGUCCUAUUUGGGAUCGGAUUUUGUGGUAGGAAGCAAUAAUGGGUUCAAUCAUGACCGAUACCCGUCCGGAAGUGAUCUUAGUUCGAUGGACACAACAUCACUUCGGUCCUUUACGGUCACUUCGUCUACCUCAACACAGCAUGAUGUGUCUCAUAACCAUCGACACAGGUUACCUAUUCCAGAGUUCGGUCAACUGGAGCGGUUGAAUGAUCCUCGGUUAUCUACCAAUAGUGGGAUGGAUUCCGGCUACGGCGGAACUGAUCCCUGGCCUAUCUCGUUAAAUAGCUCUCGGCAUCCGUUGUCCUCGCACCGAAGUAGUCUGGCAUCGAUCAGUAGUGACUUUGACUAUUUUCGAAGGCUUAGUACCGAUAUCAACGCGGACUUCCCGCAGCCAGUUAGUGUUAGUGAUUGUAGUCAAUACGGAAGCUUUAAUCGUCGAGUGUCGAAGAAUUUAUCUACGUCGUUCGAAAACCGCCUAUCUAUGGCCGACCACAUAGGCCAUGUGGAUGAUCUCAGUUCGUCGGGAUCAACCUGCACCAGUAGUCAGGUGACGGCCAGUGAUGGCUGUGUGGGUGGACGAAAUCGCCGAAACAGUGAAACCAUAGAACCGAACAGGCGGAAAGCGCUCAGCGGCGAAGUGCUGUCGACAGCGACGAACUAUUGUAGUAAACUUCCGAGUAAGAAGGCACGUUUAGGGCUGGCGUUGUACAUCCAGUUGGAUGAUGGGUCAUUGCAGGAGAUGGAAGCUUAUUGCUCGGAGCACAUGAGUAUAUUCGAAUCAAUGUUGUGUCGACUGAGGGUGGCGGCGGAAAGUGCUUGCCACCGAUGGCCGUUUUUUCUGCAGAUAAUGCUUACGGCAUGGCAUACAACACAGCAAUGGCUGCUGGAUUUCUUUACGGCUCCACGAUUGGCUAAUCCAGUUUGGAUAACAUUGAGUAGUAGCAGUAGCAGCAGUGCGGGUUCGGGGACAUUAGCCAACAGCAGUUCGACUCAACUCAACCAGGCAGCGGCCCUUAGCAUAGCAAACAACUUCAUGAAUGAUCUGUCUUCGUUGCUGUCGCUGGCCGAUACCAAAGACACUAAAUUAUUCAUCAGCACUCUUUUGACGGCUGUCCUAACACAUCAUCUGGGCUGGGUGAGUACAAUCGCUCCUAUGCCCAGCGGCCAAUCUGAGUCGCUAACCGGCACGGUAGACGAGAAGGACAAGUUGUCAAAAAUAACCGCCAACCACCCGUACAAUGUUCUGUGGGCACAACUGGGCGACCUGUAUGGUGCAGUCGGAUAUCCGGUUAAACUGACGAAAACAAUCAUCUGUGGCAGCCCUCAACUGAGCAACACCAUCGGUAAGAUUCUGAACGUUUUGUCGUACUUUGUACGGUGUAGCGAGAUUAGGAGGACAGUACAGGCAGAAGUUUUCGAAGAGGGGAAGAUUAGGGAGGCCUUUGCCGCUCAGCGGAUUAUCAAUAAUGUUAGCAGCAAUCAGAGUUUGCAAAUUAGUGCGGGACAGUCGGGUGAUAGCAAAUCACCAAAGAUGACGAGAACUGCGUCCGGAAUGGUUCGAUCAUCGACGCGCGUGAAAGACUUGACGGCCAUGGGGAAGGAUUUGGGCGAUGGUACAGAGGGGGAACUCUCUAGUUUACUAAAGAAGACAGUGAUGAACGAUAUUCCAAACGUGUUGGUCUAUCGAGAUUCUAGAUUUGUGCAACAGGAACUCAGGAUUGGUAACAAAAGUAUGGAUACAGAACUGUUGAUGAAUGCCAGGGAGAAACAGUUCUUGGAAAUGAUCUAUCAUAUCAAAAAAGAACAGAAUAGACCACCCAUACGAAUGACCCUAACCCAACCGGAUGAAACCGGUCAAGAGGCAAUAGAAUUAGAUGUAAGUGAUACGAGGGAUACAGAAUCGAUACGAUUAUCGACAUUAAUCACAGACAAUAGCAUCGGAGAUACGGUAAAUGGGCCUCGGUUUUUGUGGGGACUGGAACGAGUAAAGGACGGCAUUUCAUUGGAACAGUUGAAAUACAUCGACGUUCUGCGCGGUAACUAUGGUUCGUUGAAGCAAAAUCGCCCAAAGGAUGAAGUUGUUUUCGUACUUGGAGAGGAUGAACAGCUGGUAAACAUCAAACAAACUCAUUCUUCGACCGCAACGGAUAGAUUAAGUGAGCUGGGAGCAGUAGGUGGGAAGAAACCGUGCUCCCACAGCAGACUUCGAAAACAUUCCGUUAUUUUCAAUUUUGAUCAAUAUCCUAAAGUGGUCGAAAACUAUCUCAAGAGUCAAAAUCUUGAACUCAGCGAGCAUGAUUUUUUGGAAAAGGGCGUAAGAUUAUCGCUUAAAUUUCACCCGGAAGCAGACUUGUCCUCUUCUACGGAUCCCACUGAAGAGGAUGAAUGCGAUAUUUGCCGCAAUACCUCCCUACUAUACUUGCAGACCCCAACGAAUGCAUCAGAACUCGAAUUCUCCAGUGACCUCAAUGAAGGAAGUAUAUUCAGUUCAGGAAAUGAACCGUCUAGUCAUGAUAACGCAUCUAACUCAUUCACCUUAGCCACUGUACAAGAGCACGUCGAGAUCAAAGCCAAACAUCCGGACAGCAUAUUGAAAUUAGUGGACAUACCAAUAUCUAAGCCAAUGAGCGCAAGUAACGUAAAUGAUGAGAACAACAACGACAAGACUGAUAAGUUAAGAAAAUUACCCAACAAAGCUGGGUUUAUACCCUCGUUGUUCUCUCGAGUAGCGGACCACUAUAUUCCGGAUAUGGUUCUCCAAGGCACCACCGCCCCUCCCUCCAAAUGGGAACGGAACCUCAAGAAGGAUCUGAGUCUUGCCUCGCGAUUUGCCCUCAUGGAGCAAUAUCCCACGGAAAACCUCGCUAUUGUGGCCAACCUUGAGACCCACGAUGUUCACCUAGUAACGUCAAACCAUUCGUCACUAGCCCCCAGCAAUCCAAACGGGGAUCUAGUAGGCAUGUCGCAGCUCGUUUCAUCCAUGCUGGAAACGGUACACGCCAUGUGGAGCUCCGGAUUGUCCGCCUUCCAGUGCAUGGCUUUUAUAGAGUCCAAACUGCGGGAGAUGUACCUUCAGUCGGAAUCUAUUGCCAGCUUUUUGCUUGCUACGGACUUUUGUUCCAUCGAAUCGAUAACCAAGGCCCUGGACGUCAGUGCCAACGAUAUGCCCCUGCUGCUGUCCGUGGCUUCGAUACACACCCCGGAGGUGACCAAACGAUACGUUUUGCAAAAUCGGUGAUUCGGACGUCGGUCGAUGUUCUGCUCUUUCUCGCAAGGAACCACUCCCUUGCGUGUUAUUGUGAUACUAGGUUAAGGCUACAACAAAGAGCAAUCAACGCUUCAGGAAGAUCUGUUAGUUGUUAUAAAAGGAGAUGACUUAUCAUCAUUGAAAUAGUAGGGCGUGUGCGCGUGAAUGCAGCAGCUCUCUUUAACCAAUGAGAUGUGAUUCCAAGAUAGCUGCGACUGUAGUUAUCUCAUUUGCCAGAAUAGAUAAUAUGUAGUAUAAUUGUAUUUUUAGAUAACAUAGGGUUAUUUAAUCAUUUGAAAGUAUUUCUGCUGAUAUUUAAAACUGAGGAUCCAGUAACAGUUUACCAAAUAGGUAGACCCACUACCGUGUAACAAAAUAUAUGAAAGCAAUGUGAAAAUU
Molecule: messenger RNA, 7612 nt
Organism: Aedes albopictus (Asian tiger mosquito)
Lineage: Eukaryota; Metazoa; Arthropoda; Insecta; Diptera; Culicidae
Product: folliculin-interacting protein 2
Exons: 5
Coding region: 3482-7204 (1240 amino acids)
Cellular component (GO): cytoplasm
Molecular function (GO): ATPase inhibitor activity; protein-folding chaperone binding
Source: RefSeq, a predicted model, not a curated record